AAAAAACACUAAGACUGAAAUAAAAUCCAUUGUUGCACUGCACGUCGUCAUUCGUCGUAGUGAACACUGAUGACCAUCACCAACAGCACCAUCCGAUCAUGACUGAUUGAUCAUAAGCUACAAGAAGGUUGAACAUGGUCACAGGAGCUCUAGCUCCCGCAUUGACCCUAGGAGAAUAUGCACAAACUAAGCAAGGGCUUGAAGAAGAAGAUCAAAGGCAAGAAAGGCAAAGAAAAAGAGGACGAUUUGUUUGAUCCGGCUAUCCUUGAACAGUACCGUCGAGACAAGGCCGCCGCCGCCGCCGCAGCCGCCGCCAAAGCCGCCGCUUCUGGAGAAGAUUGCGAUCCAUCAGCUGAAGAAAACGGUUCGCCCACAGCAGCGAACGAAGCUACCUCAUCCACAGAGCCUGGUGCUGACAAGAAAGAUAGCGAAGAGUGGCAAAAAUUCAAACUUCUCACAUCAGGUGUUGAUACGAUCCUACAGAAGACACAAGAGGAUUUGGGACGGAUUAAGAAAACCAGCUAUUACCAGAGGAACAAGAAACCCGAGACACCGACUCCUGUUGAAGAAGCCAAGGCAAUCGUAGCAACAGCAGCCGGUAAAAGCCCCAGCGCUAAUAAUAGUGAACCGACUGGUUUCAAAACUAAAUGGAUUGGCUUUGAGGAGGGCAACAAAUUCAAAGAUCUAAACGCUGAAGAAGCUGAAGCUGAUCAAACCCGUUCUGUCGCAGCGGCACAGUCAUCAGCUGUAGCUGAAGAAGUUGUCGAUCCCCAGCUCGAGGAACUUGGACAAGAGUUUGAAGAACAGAACGAAGAGGACGACGAGGAGGACAUUUUCAACACCGAGUACGUCGACGUCGUCACCAGUGGCGAAUUGAAACUCGCCUACGUCCCCGACAGUCCGACGCUCGAAGUUCCAGGCGACGAUCCGUUCGAUACUUCCGUCGUCGAGAAGAUCGUCGGUCCACUUCCCGUCAUCAAAAAGAAGAAGGCCCUUGUGAGCAUCGGAGCCGCUGUUGAGAUCCUGACCGCUGCCAACGCUGCUGAUCAACAACAAAAACAACAUCAUCAAUUGUCUACUGCCAACCGACAACGAGUCGCUCAACCUCCCACUGAGAUCCAGUUACUUUGUUGUUUCGACGAUAACGAAUACGAUCAGAAUCAGACCGUAAAUUCUGCAACAGCAACGCCAUUGGCUAAUCAUACUGGGAGUUCAAGCAGUGCGCAACAAACACCGCACAUUCAAGUACCUCCUGCAAGUGGCGAAGCCGGCUUGAAGGACAUCCUCGCUGAAUUCGACGUUAUUCCAGAUAGCUCCGAUCCGAUUGACAACGACUUUGUGAAGCCUCCCAAGCCAAGUCCAGUUGUCCAGCAGAAAAAGCCAGAACUUAUCGACGAAGAGGAUUUCGAAUUCGAAGCCCUAGCUUACGAGUCAUUGGCCAAGCAACCACUUCCGCAAGAAGAAGAAGAGGAGGACGACCCCUUCGACACUAGUGCCAUCGAGAAAGUGUUGAACAAGGAUCCAGUCGUAACCCGUACUCCUUCUAGGAAACCACCUCCAUCGAGGCCUGCUGCUCCUCCUACGCGUCCUCCACCUCCCCCUUCGGUGGCGGCUAUUGCAGCUAUAGCUGCUGCAAUCGAUCGGUCGUCUAGUGCUCCGGCUCGCCCACCAGUCCCAACCAAUCCGACAGUGCCAAGUCUUCAAGCUCAAGACUCGUUUGACGCGCUCUUUCUUGACGAGAGUCCAACCGAGAAGGAGAAGCUGACGGUGCCCAAGCUUGACAGUCCUUCACAGGUUUCUGGUGCUGAUCCUUUCGACACGUCCGCUAUCGAUUCAUUCGGCACAUCUGCCAUCGAUCCGUUCGAUACCUCUGCCAUCGACCCAUUUGACACUUCGGCUGUCGGCUCAUUUGACAUUUCCGCUCCUGGCAGUUUAGUUGCCAAUCUGCCAUCGGUGCUUCCGGCUGCAACCCAGUUACAGGUGACAUCAUUCGUGAUUGUUGACGAUUCGCCAGUUAACGACGAAAUCGAUCCGUUUGACACUUCAGCAGUUGAGAAAAUCUUAAACUAA
Molecule: messenger RNA, 2070 nt
Organism: Daphnia carinata
Lineage: Eukaryota; Metazoa; Arthropoda; Branchiopoda; Diplostraca; Daphniidae
Product: protein stoned-A-like
Exons: 3
Coding region: 178-2070 (630 amino acids)
Source: RefSeq, a predicted model, not a curated record